Molecule: messenger RNA, 1572 nt
Organism: Chironomus riparius
Lineage: Eukaryota; Metazoa; Arthropoda; Insecta; Diptera; Chironomidae
Source: the annotation of a GenBank genome assembly
AUGGAUUCAGUUAACGCUAGUCAUAAAGUUUCAUGUUGGAAGAAUAGGGAUGAAUUUUUGGAAGUAAGAAAGCUAAUUUUUGAUGAAAACACGACAUUUGAGAAUAAGAAGAAGGCACUGGGUGUAUUAAAAGCAUGGAGAAUUAGACGAGGACAAGAAACGCCACUCGGUAUCCUAUGCACGUUAAUCUUACUGGAUGUCGAAGUUAAAGAUAAUGAUAAACCAGAAAAGAUCUUUGACUCGUCGACUCUAGGCACACUUUAUGGAUCAGCAAUAACGAAAUUUACCAAUUAUGCAACGUCAUUUAAACUUGGUAAUAAUACAAUGUACGCAUCUGCAAAUCAAUUAGGAAUAGAUUCAUUUAUCAUCGAUUUAAGACACAAUUUUGCUCAUGGACGGCAAUCAUUUAAUUUAGAUGUUCAAAGAUACAGCCACAAGAUUUGCAUGAAAUGGAUUAAAGAAUACUUUUGGGAUACAGAAAGUGAUAAAUUUCGAGAUGUUGAUAUUCGUUACAUUAGAUAUAAUGCAAAUUUGGCAGAAGAACUUGAUGACAUUUUCACAUUCUAUGAUUUGCUUGCUGAAGCUAUGUUAAGUAAUAUUAGAACAUUUGAGGAACUGAAAGAUUUAAGUGCUGUGUCAAAAGAACGAUGGCCAUUUGUGAUUGAAUAUAUGAAGGAGAAGAAUCUCAAGAACUUUCGUGAGGCUUUCAAAUAUUUUACAAAGAUUCUAGGCGACAUAAUCGCCUCAAAGCAAAUGAGAUUGAAUCCAACAACCUUUUUCCACGUAAUGCUUACAAACUGUGAUUUCUUCAUGAAGGCAUCUAUAUUGUCAAAAGAUUUAAUUAUAGAAGAAGUGAUGUCUGAUGAUGAGGAAGUUGAAAUAACUCCAAUGAAACGCGCAAAAAAAUCAAAUAGUCAUUCAAUCGUUAAUCAAUUCCAGCACCUGAUUUGGCACAUUGCAAAAAAUGAUUAUUUAAAGCUAUUGCUUGACAUGUUAUUUCAAGUUUAUCUCAAUCAUGCUGAAUCGGAAGUUCGUCGAAAGACUGCACAUUUUUGGAUUGUAAUCCUUCUUAAAAGCUAUGAAUUUUAUCAAAAGUAUUGUGAGUUCCUCAAAAUUGACAUUAUGGAUCAUAAAAAGAUAUCACCGGAAACUAAAAGUGUCUAUAGCUAUCAACUCGGUGCUGAUUUAAAGAACGUCAUUAUAUUUGUUGAAACUCAAAUGUUGCCGACAUCACUAAAAUACUCGAACGAGAAUGUGCUGCAUUUAUUGAAUACAUUGAAUGAACAUGAUGAUGAUCUUAACAUUUGUUUGAGCUUAAUGCCACACAUUUAUCCACGAUUGACAGUCGAGCAGAUAGAAUCUAUGAAACAAUUAAUCAAUAUUAAGCUUAGUUCUUCAAGAACUGGUGCAAAGGCAUCAUCAUUCAAGGAAAAUAAAAUUUAUAGUCUCGUAGAUUUGCAAGAAGAUAGUACCACUAAAACUGACUCAAAUGAUAAAGACAAGAUAUGGAAGUUGGCAGAUAACGAAAUUUCGUGGAGUUCCUUACCAUUAGCAUUCGAAUUUAAGGUUUAA